AUGGAAAAUGAUUCCUUCGGAGCUGGGCAGAGUGGUGGAGGAUGGAGGGAACUAUCGCGCGUAUCGCGGCCAUUUGAGGGAGUCGCGAAGAAGAGGGGAAAACCUGCAUUGCCCCCGCCAUUCUCAGAGAGUACCAGUUGUCCGUUGGAAGCCUCCAACGGCAAGGACCCAUCCGGCCGUAAGAAUGAAGAUCCUCAAGGGACACCACCAGCUGUUGCCCGAAAGUCCAAAAUAUUUGGAGCCUUAUUGGUCCUCGGGGGAAGCCGUGAUUUCUGCUAA
This is a messenger RNA of Paracoccidioides lutzii Pb01, 279 nucleotides long. RefSeq lists its product as hypothetical. Bases 1 to 279 code for a protein of 92 amino acids. The transcript has 2 exons. The record is from RefSeq and is a predicted model, not a curated record.